Molecule: messenger RNA, 1269 nt
Organism: Diversispora eburnea
Lineage: Eukaryota; Fungi; Glomeromycota; Glomeromycetes; Diversisporales; Diversisporaceae
Source: the annotation of a GenBank genome assembly
AUGGUAUAUCAAGAAAUGACUGAAACAUUGUCUGUUGAAGAAGAAUAUGAGGUAGAAAAGAUUAUAGAGAAGAAAGAAGAAAAUGGAAUUGUUUAUUAUCUUCUCAAGUGGAAAGGCUAUGAUGAUAUACAUAAUACUUGGGAACCUUCACACCAUCUUGAUUGUCCAGAAUUAGUAAAGCAGUUUAACCGGGAGCAACGUGUGAAGUUUAUAAAGAUUAUAAAGGAAAAUGUCUCCAGCUCCAAUUCACCAAAACCACCUAAAAUUUUGGUGGAUUUUCAUUUCUUUCAUUUAAACGUUUGGAAUCGAGUUUUUAUUAGAAAAAAUUCGACGAAAUCUAAAAAUUGUGCUACUAAACCUUCAGCACGUUCCAAAACUGCGAAUGAGUUGGCAUUUGAAAAUUUCCUUGCAACUUAUUCACAUGAUGGACCACCGAUUUCCGUUAUCAAUGAUGUUGAUGACCAAGGGGUUCCACCAGAUUUCAAAUAUGUUGAUCAUUAUAUCUAUGGAGAAGGAGUUCCAUGUCAGGAAGAACAGGUUGAAACUUUAGUAGGCUGUGACUGCUUGGACGGUAUUUGCAAAGGAAGCAAGUGUAAAUGUUUAAAAGAACUUAAUGGAGGCAAAUUAAACUACUCACGAGAAACUAGCCAAGUUAAGAUCGCGCCUAGGCAUAUCAUCCUCGAAUGUAAUUCAAAAUGCUCUUGUGGUAUAAAUUGCAUUAAUCGUAUCUCCCAACAAGGUCGCAAAGUUCAUUUGUCAAUCAAAAGGUUUGCGGAAAAAGGAUGGGGAGUAAUUGCCACGAAACGAAUUGAUGCAAAUAUGUUUAUUACAUAUUACUAUGGAGAAAUCAUAACAUCCGCCGAAGCGGACCUUCGUGGAAGCAAAUAUGAUGAAGUUGGUCGAACCUAUUUAUUUGAUCUUGAUUUUUGUGAUGAUGGCACAAAUGAGAAUUCCAAAUGUCUUUACACAAUUGAUGCGUGGCGUUAUGGAAAUAUUUCACACUUUUUCAAUCACUCUUGUGAUCCGAAUCUCGUAGUUUAUCCAAUAUUGAAUGAUAAUGGUGAUAUCAGACUUCAUCAUAUUGCUUUCUUUUCUAAUCGAGUUAUAGAAAAAGGUGAAGAACUUACGUUCAACUAUACUGGAUCAUUUGAACGACAUGAUGCUGAUAAUGUAUUUGAAUCGGAUGGAAGUUUUAGGUUAGAAAUUAUGGAUAAAUAUAAGUGCAAAUGUGGGUCUAAACAUUGUCGAGGAUAUUUUCAUGCAAUUUAG